Dreissena polymorpha is the source of this 4096-nucleotide messenger RNA. RefSeq lists its product as uncharacterized. Bases 1 to 3141 code for a protein of 1046 amino acids. Gene Ontology annotation, biological process: signal transduction; regulation of small GTPase mediated signal transduction; regulation of actin filament polymerization. Lineage: Eukaryota; Metazoa; Mollusca; Bivalvia; Myida; Dreissenidae. The transcript has 9 exons. The record is from RefSeq and is a predicted model, not a curated record. Gene Ontology annotation, molecular function: GTPase activator activity. Gene Ontology annotation, cellular component: cytoplasm.
AUGGGAAGUGAUUUUUCUGCAAACAAAAAGGCUAGCAAGGGUCAGGACCCAGGGGCCAAGGCUACCAAAGGUCAGGACCCAGGGGCGUCUGGAAGCGUUGAUAAGGCUGCCACCUCACAGAGGUCGUCACAGAAAGGAGCAGCAUCCAACGGAAAGAAGAAUUUCUCGCUAUACAAAGAAAGAAAUACAAAGGUAAAGGGCUCAACAAAGAAAUACAAAGAGCACGGCAUAUUUGGCGUACCUCUGCAAACGCUGUUGGAACAUGACCAGAAACUGGCACCCGAUAUUAGGGUGCCUAUUGUGUGUUUAGAAAUCCUGCAUUAUUUAUCCAAGAACUGUCUGGACACAGAGGGAAUUCUGAGAAUACCGGGCUCCUCAACGAGAAUAAAAACCUUGAGACAGGAAAUGGAGGAGAAGUUUUACCAGGGAACGUUUCGCUGGGGGCCUGACUUGACCCCUUAUGAUGUGGCAACCCUUAUGAAACAGUUCCUUAGGGAUCUGCCUGUACCACUGUUAACAGACGAGUAUAUUGACGCAUUUGCUCAAGUGGAAGAACUACCUGAUAAGAAGCAGCAGUUGCAUGCGUUGAAUCUGCUGGUGUUACUACUGCCCAGCGUACAUCGGGAUACUCUAGGCGCACUUUUGGACCUGCUGCUAGAGAUCAUCAGCCACAGCGACACCAACAAGAUGAGCCUCAACAACGUUGCCAUGAUCAUGGCCCCUAUUCUCUUCCUGGCCCCUAAAAUAGGGAAUGCGAACAUUGGCAAGAACAAAGACGCGUUGGACCUGGAAAUCAAGAUGGCACAGGGUUACAAUAUCGUACGGAUGAUAAUUCAAUACAAGCACAUUUUAUGGACUCAAAAUGCAAUGAAGGCAGUGUCAACAACGAACAUUGCUAUGGCGGGCAACUUAGAAAACAAUGCUGACAUAUUUGAAUCAAGGAAAACCCCUGAGGAUGUUCAACAAUUGGAUCCGAAAGCAAUCACACUCUUUUACAAAGCUCUUAAAGAUGGAAAAGAAAAGGUCAAUAAUAUUCGCCUGAUGGUCGUAGGCAUGUAUGGUGUGGGAAAAACAUCUUUGAUAAACAAUUUGAUUUGGGAAUUUCGUAACAAAACACACGCAAAGCAACCUCUGAGCACAGAAGGUAUCGAUAUACAUAGGUGUAAGUUGAUGACAGAUGGUGAUUGGUGUUUAGAUAAAGAUUUAAAAGGGGUCAAAUAUGAAGGGCGCAUUCAAAAACUUGUUUGUAACAACCAGAUGUCGACGGACACGCAUUCAGAAACUGAGUAUAAUGAUGAAACUGCUAACAGUCAUGUUACGCUCUAUGAAAGAAUCACAUCUACUAAGGAUCAUGAAACUCAAACACAAAGUGAGCCAUUACAAACUUUCAAAGAAAGAUUAGCCUUGGAAAAAGAUGAUGAAAUUUUGCAACAUGGCAUCAAGUUUGCCAAGAAGAUGCUUGAAACUAAUAGCGAUAAUUCAGAAAAGGGCAAGGCUUUGCUUGAUGAAUCUAAAAGUGAGAUCACUGUUUCAGUUUGGGAUUUUGCCGGUCAGACACUGUACUAUUCAACUCAUCAGUUCUUCUUGAAUAAGAGGUCGAUAUACGUAGUGGUGAUGGACAUGACAAAAAGUUUGGAAGAUGUUGUAAGUAAAUCGGAUGGAAUUGGAAUUUGGUGUGGUUUGGUGGAUGAGUGCACCUAUUUGGAUAUAUUUAAAUUUUGGCUUAAUUCAAUUCACAUGAACAGUGAUUAUCAAGCUGGAAAAAGAACAAUAAAGCCAACUAUUAUUUUAGUUGGCACGCGAAAAGACAAAAUGAAGGGAAGUGCUGAAGAAAUAGAGAAGAAUAUGAAUUUGUAUUUUGACGACGCUUUAUGUAGCUUUGAUGAAAACUCGCCAGUCUUUGAACAUAUUUAUAGUAACAGAUUUCUUGUAAAUAAUCUGUCUCCAAAUGAUCCUGCUUUUGGAGAGUUGCAAAAAGAAAUUAUAAGCUUGGCUGCGAAGCAAGAUUACUGGGACGAAGAAUAUCCUGUUCGAUGGAUUCACAUGGAACAAACAUUGGACAAAAUGAGAGCUCAAAAGCUGCAGAUAGUUAAAAUGAAAGAUGUUGAAGAAGAAAAUCUUAAAAAGGUACACCCAUUGGGUAGAGAAGAACUAACCUUGUUUCUGGAAUUGCAGCACAAACAAGGCAAUAUCAUAUUUUUCAACUCAGGCAAGCUUAAGGAUUUUGUUGUUCUUGCUCCUCAAUGGAUCAUUGAAGCUUUCAAAUGUUUCAUACCUCAUAAUCAGAAAAUAAAAGCCACUGUUUUGAAAGAUUGGGAAGAAUAUAAAAAACACGCAAUUCUCAAACCCAAUGUUCUCAGCGAAGUUAUGAAAAACAGUCCUCCCUACAUACAUGAAUACGAGGAUGCUGUUAUAAGAUACAUGGAAUAUCUAAAUGUAAUAGCACAGCCUUUGCCAAAUGCAGAUGCUAUAAAUGGAAUCCCAAAUCAACAUGAAAGGGUACGGGACGAAACUAGUGGCUUAUAUGAUUACAAUCCUAAAAUGUUAAAUUGCCACAUCGUUCCUUGUCUCCUAAGCAGGGCACCGCCACCAAUAGACAGCUUUACUUCACCUGAUAAACCACGAACACCAGUUCUAGCUUUUGUGUUUUGCGGAAAGUUUAUGCCCCCCUCUUUCUUCCACAGGCUUGUAGCUGUUUGCAUUCGUGCUUGGCCUAUCAGCCAGGAGCGUGACCAAUAUUGUUUAUUUAAUGGCUUGGCUAUAUUUGAUCUGAAUUCAAUAUAUACGUUGAGAAUAUGGUAUAUGGAUUACAUAAUUUAUGCUAGGAUAGUUUGUUGCUCAGAAAAUGCUAAGCUAGACAAUUUCGUCUGGCGGAUUCAAGAAGUUCGACACACACUUAAGAACAGUUUACAAGACUUUGUUCAUCAAUCUUCUCCUGCAUUUGAAGAGAACAUUCAGUGCCCAAACAUGAAGGUGUCCUUGCAUAAUAAAGGAUUGUUCAGAGUGAAACAGUUUGAUUAUGAAACUGAGAUGUCUUGUCCCGUAUGUAGCAUUCCACAUACUGUGAAACGAUCAGACGCUAUGAAACAUUGGUUCAACGAGAUGUUGGAUCAAAAUGAAACGGAUAUGGAAAUAAACUAGUGGCAUAGAUUAUUGCAAUCCUAAAAUGUAAGAUUGCCUUAUUGUUCCUUGUCUACUGAGAAUGGCACCACAAUGAAUCGACAGCUUGAAGGUACGCCAAAUAUCGCCCAACAUACCAUGUAUGCAAUUGAACAAUUGUUGCAGAGUAAUUUGUUUAAUGUACUUAUAUUGCUUCAUUGAAAAUCAUAUGAUUGCAAGUAACCUACACAUUCCAGUUUUGCUAAAAAAAUGUGUUUGUAAUUGUAAAUACACUGUUUGUGACAUUAUGUUAUUGUACAUUUUUGCAUUGAGUGAAAAUUAAUGCCAUGCUUGUUUCCAUGUCAAGACAAAUACAGAAUAUUAUAUCAUUUUAUGUACUGAAAUAAACACAUUGUAAUUUGUUAAAAUUUUAUGUUGGGUCUCUUACUAACAUGUAAACAGAGCAAUGUCCAAUUUGUUUAAGGACAAAUGAUAAAAAUUCCAAAUAAAUACAUACAUUUUUAUGCCCCCGAAGGAGGGCAUAUAGUGAUCGGAGCGUCCGUCUUUCCGUCACACUUUGCAUUUAGGUUUUGUGUUUAGGUUUCGAAAAUGCUCAUAAUUUCUAUGUCGCUUCAGAUAUCAACUUGAUAUUUGGCAUGCAUGGCAUCUCAUGGAGCUGCACAUUUUCAGUGGUGAAAGGUCAAGGUCAUCCUUCAAGGUCAAAGGUCAAAAAAACAUAAAUCAAAGCGGCGCAGAAGGGGGCAUUGUGUUUCUGACAAACACAUCCCUUGUUAUAUAUGUUUCAUAUACUGUAAAUAUUUUACACAAAUUGUAUUACUUAUAUUGAACAAGCCACCCUAACUGUUUGCACGUGUCUGUUUCGUUAAAAUAAAAAUGUAUAUAAUUAUGGGAAUGUUUCCUUCAAAUUAUGUAUUAUUUCAAAAGUUUUGUUUGUGCAUAAGGUAAAUAUGUUUACAAUGUAUAUGAAUUUUCAACA